Messenger RNA from Gaeumannomyces tritici R3-111a-1, 990 nucleotides. RefSeq lists its product as hypothetical. The transcript is spliced from 2 exons. Lineage: Eukaryota; Fungi; Ascomycota; Sordariomycetes; Magnaporthales; Magnaporthaceae. Bases 1 to 990 code for a protein of 329 amino acids. The record is from RefSeq and is a predicted model, not a curated record.
AUGUCGGAAUCCCACAGCAGCUGUGACGCCCCGGCCUUCCUGCCGACCGAUUUGCGUUGCCGCGUAUUGCACUACUUCCUCGCGACAGUCGUGGAGCCACGCGUAUUGGAUUUCCAGUUCCGGCUCCAGCUGGCAGACCUUGAGGACUGCCGCUGGAAAGUCCUCCCCGGCCGCUACUUGGCCGCCCGUGUGCGCUCUGCCAACGCGACUCUGGCGACCAACCACGAGUGUCGCCAGCUUGCGCUCAAGGCAUUUCCCGACACGCUUACCAUCAAGGGCGAGACGGUGAAUGGGCUGGUUCGCUUCGACAGGACCAGGGAUGUUGUAGCCGCGCGAAUCUUGGCAAUUAGCUCACACCUAUGGACAAGCUGUACUCCCGAAGAUAUGCGACGGUUCGGGCCGUUUCUGGUUAGGAAUGCCGAAUACAUAAUCCCCGGAUUUUCGGACCACGUCGAGCGUCUCGCCGUCGAUCAUAUCGAUUUAGACCGCGCAGGCUAUAUAUGGAGCAUGGAUGGCGAUAACGACCGCAAGGCCCUUAAAGAUAUCCAUUGGUGCGGCUACGCUGACGCCGUUAAAGCCUUCGAAACAGUUGGGUCGGCACGGGUCGCCUACGGUCGAACCCGCCAACUCUCCAUCGCCACCGUCUGGCCGGACCCGGACGGCCAUCCUGACUUUGCCAGAGCCCGGGUGAAACCGCCAAUGACGCCGCUCACCCGAAUGUUGGAAAUAUACGACGAACAUAAAGGGGUGGAAGAGGACUUGUGGGAUAUGUUUGCCGGGGUCGAGCUUUAUCCGAUGAUCCAAUUCGAUGGCAAAUCGAGCCAGCGAGUGUUGGAGAGGCUCCGGAAUGCCCCCUGCUGCGAGGAUCUGCCCGAUGAAGAGGCCCCUGGUUUGAGUGAGCCGUCGUGCGUCGCCACCGUCGACUGUGACGAUCCCGAGGGAUGUCUAGGUCACUCUGCGGAGAGCGACCUGGGAGACACAGGAGAAUAG